This is a messenger RNA of Myzus persicae (green peach aphid), 2813 nucleotides long. RefSeq names its product serine/threonine-protein phosphatase 4 regulatory subunit 1-like. The transcript has 14 exons. The record is from RefSeq and is a predicted model, not a curated record. Gene Ontology annotation, biological process: protein dephosphorylation. Gene Ontology annotation, molecular function: protein phosphatase regulator activity. The coding region runs from base 466 to 2679 and encodes 737 amino acids. Lineage: Eukaryota; Metazoa; Arthropoda; Insecta; Hemiptera; Aphididae.
GUACGCUCCGCCGCCGCCGGCCUUCGUUGUUCACACGACCACCGCCAUAUAGCGUCGCAGUUGUAGUGUAGUGUGUGCCGUCCGCGCGGACCGUGUGUGUGUGCCGUUUCGUUGCGCCGCCUUUUCGCUUUCUCUGCGCGCGCGCGCGCGAUCUAAACCGCCGUGUGCUGCGGUACACGCGUGUUUUACACCGAUAAGUCUUGAGUGUAUUUACUAUAAUCAGUUUUUGGUCAUAUAUUUAGUUCAAAAAAAAAAUGUUUCGUUUUAUCAAAUUGUUAAAUUAUUAUCCGUACUGCCUGGUACUGUUAAAGAUAUCGGUCUGUUUCGUGUGUAUCGUUAUUUCGAUUUUCCUUACUCAGAUGAACUUGCUUCAGGACCAGUUGCAGAGGGCGAUGGGUGAUCGCGCGAUAAUCAACACGGCCGUGUCCGGCAAGGAAUACCACACCAAAAUAUAUAUCAUGCUGUAUGAAAUUUGUGAUAAAGGAUCAUUUAGAAAUGAUUCCAGACAUACUCACUGUGAUAGAAAAGAUGACCAAAGACGAAGACAAGUUGAUGCGGUUCGACACGGUCAGUACUGUUGGUUAUUUAUGCACGGUUUUUCACCAACACGAGAACCUCAGACCUUACAUACAUUCUUUCUUACUCCCAGCUAUUAUCAAAGCAUUAUCUGACCCAGCAGAACAGGUAAUAAUGCGAGCUCAGAUGGUUCUCACUUACAUUAUAAGUAAAGGUGUGAUCAACAACAAGACUGUUGAAGACAUUGUGUGUCCAGCACUUAUAUUAGCAGCCAAUUCCACAGAUGAUCUCCAUGUACAAAAUAAUAUUGUUACGUUAGUAGGAAAAAUUGUCCUUAGAAUAAAUGACAAUGUGCUGUGCAAAACUGUGUUGCCAUUCUUAAUCAACAAAAGCCAUAGUGAUUGUAUUUACGUCAGACUCGCUGCUUUAUUAAGUUUUCCUGAACUUGGCCAUGCAUUGGAUAUGGACCAUAAAACUAAAGUAUUGUUGCCUCGUUAUUUUGAGAUGUGUAAUGAUCGUGUGGGCACUAUUCGGAAAACAUGUGCUGACAUUAUUACUCCAUUAUCGGUAUGCUGUGAUGAUGCUUUAAGACGAGGGCCUAUAACUGAUGCAGCUGGACGAUUACUUAGUGACAGUUGUAAAUUUGUGCGGCAGACAGCUUUAGAAAACUUAGGUCCAUUGAUUACCACAUAUGCAAGUCCUGCUGUUACAUCAUUGGUUACUACACGCACUUUAAUUCUGAUGAUGGUCAGCAAUUUCACUGAUGAUUUACAUUAUAUUACUAUGAAAUGUCAAACAAGUCAAGAAUAUUUUAAAGCUACAGAAUUGUUGAUGGAUCGAGAAAAACCCUGGUCAAAUGAAACAACAAUGAAAAAUGAUAAUAAAUUUUGGGUUGCUGAUUAUAAUGUUAAGACUGAAUCUGAAGAAUUAUAUAGCACUUUUGCAUAUUGGAGAGAACCCAUCUGUGAUACAAAAUCAUCUUUUAGUUUUGAAAAUGAUUGUGAUGAUAGGGAAUCUGAAGUUGAACGACUUCAAACCAUGAUACCAAAUAAGUUAUGGUAUGUGCCAAUGAAUAACAAUUCUAAUUUAAAUUGCACUGAAAUGAAAAAAUCCGAGUUUGAAGUAAAACCGAUUUUAGAGGAAAGUAAUAAUGGAGAUUCUAAACCUUCAACUACUGAACACAAUGGCCGUGAUCUAGUUGUACCUACAUUACUACUUGAUCAUUAUGCUGACAUGGCUGGUGCAUUUGAUGACAGUGAUCUUGCAUCUCAAUGUGCAUGUAUGUUACCCGCCGUGCUUGUUACUAUAGGUCCUACUCACUGGCCAUUGCUCCGACAUACUUACUAUGUUUUAGCUUCACACAGAUCUUGGAAAGUUCGAAGAAAGGCUGCAUCUUAUAUACAUAAAUUGGCUAUUUACAUUGGUGAAGAAGCUACGUCCAGAGAUCUCUUACCAAUAUUUGAGUCUCUUGUAUUGGAUUUGGAUGAAGUACGGUCUGGUGCUAUAGACAAUUUUGCAGCUUUUCUCAAGAUGUUAUCAGUGACUGUACGUAGUGAUUUGGCACCUAUGAUGUGCCGAUUUUUGAAAACUGAUUAUGAAUGGAACUGGCGUUUUCGACAAAACUUCUGCGAACAAUUAGCCGAGUCUUUACACUUAUUUACGCCGCUUGAUAUGUACCAUCAUAUACACGAGGUGUGUUUGUCCUUACUCAUGGACAGAAUAUCAUCUGUGCGUCAGUCUGCUUUGUCGCUGGUUCCUGAAUUAUUGGUGGUACUUAAUAAAAAUCUUAGUCUAAAACGAUUGAUGUUGAAUGAACUAGUUACACGUUUUGGACGAGCAGACUUGUGGAGUAGACGUCAAAUGUUUGCCCAAAUAUGCUCAUACAUAUUGAACUACGGUGAUCGAUGUCUAUCUACGAUAGAUUUUAAUAACGAGUUAAUGCCUUGUUUGCUAAACUUGGGUUCUGACCGUGUACCAAAUGUUCGAUUGAUGGUAGCCAAGACUCUCUAUACACAAGUUGCUAACAACUCGGUGUUUAUGGAUUUACAAAACCCACAACAUAAUGUACUUACUGAAACCUUGACAAGAUUAAGAAGAGAUGAGGACAGAGAUGUUCGUUACUUUGCUGAUAGCAAUCGGGGCUUUGGUAUCAGUGCCAAUUAGUUAAUAUUAAUUUACAUGUGCGACCACUUUUAUAUACUUUUAAUUUUACAGCAACAGUUAUUCACAAUAAAUUUUAUCCAAAAAUGGCUGUGCCACAAUAAUGCAUAUGAAAAAUAAACUUAAUAAGAUUAUUA